This is a messenger RNA of Anisakis simplex (herring worm), 924 nucleotides long. NCBI's taxonomy places the organism in Eukaryota, Metazoa, Nematoda, Chromadorea, Rhabditida, Anisakidae. The record is from the annotation of a GenBank genome assembly.
AUGAUACCCCACGGCCGGCCACACUUCCCGUGCACCAAUAAUACUAUGGCGUGCUCGUUGUUGCUGCGUUCACUUACUGCUAUGUUUAACAGUGUGGGAAAUGUUUUGGCGUUGUUGAUGGACAAGCUGACUUCUCUGUAUCACAGCAGUCACAUAUACGUUUACUUGUCUGCUGUGUGUGUUCCAUCCGAGCGCGCUUCACCACCACAGCGUAAUCGAAGCCGAUCGCGUUCAUCUGAUGGUCAGUCGGAUGAGUUCGGCAGAUUGCAUAUUUGCAAUUUUGAUGAAAGCAUGAAGGAGGCAGAUCUCGAAGACGCCUUCAAGAAGUUCGGAAAUAUUCACAGCGUAUGGUUGGCAUCGUAUCCACCGUUGUUUGCGUUCGUUACAUUCAAGCAUAAGGAUGAUGCAGCCGAAGCACUCAAGCAAAUGGAUAACGCAUAUGUCGGCCGUAACAAAAUCAAAGUAGCAACCGCGCAUCCACCACGUAAACCUGGUGAAAGACGUCCACGACGUUUCGGUGGUGGUGGUGGUGGUCGUGGUGGCGGUUACGGUGGAGGUUAUGGUGGUGGAGUUACGAAAGUGGUGGUUAUGGUGGCGGAGGAUACGGUGGUGGUGGUAGAGGAGGCAGUCGAUACGGUAGUGGUAGUCGAGGCGGCGGAAGUUACGGUGGUAGUAGUGGUGGAUACAGUAAUGGUGGUGGCCGAAGCUAUUACAGUAGUAGUAGUAGUGGAGGAGGUGGUGGAGGAGGAAGCGGUAGAAGAGACAGCAGCAGUGGAGGUGGUGGACGUUACGGAGAUCGUUAUUGAGAAAGUGGCACGGAUGAAGGCAUCAUGUUUGGUUGAGGUGCAUUGUUGGGAGGGUGCUUUUAGUAGCAUCCUGGAGGGGUUUUGUUCCCAAGGUGGAUGGUUUAAAGUUCAUGUUUAA